Messenger RNA from Pelodiscus sinensis (Chinese soft-shelled turtle), 1947 nucleotides. The record is from RefSeq and is a predicted model, not a curated record. Lineage: Eukaryota; Metazoa; Chordata; Testudines; Trionychidae.
GCCUGGGCGGCAGCGGGCUGAUCUGCACGCUCGGAGCUGGAGGUCACCCGCCCUGGCAAUAACCUGCACGUUAACAAAGCUCCAGCCCGCUGGGGCUUGGCUCACUUCGCUGGCGUUUUAGCGCUGCAGAGCCCCGCGCCCCUGAAGACAAAAAACCCGUAACUUUUAAUUGCGUGGGCUUUCAGAAGCCAGCCAGCUGCCGGUGCUGGCCGCUCGGUGGAGGGAUCUUCCAGGAAGAAGGGCUGGGGUGGGGGGCUUGCUUUCUGAAUGAGGAGAAAGAGCCGAAACCGUCCUUUUUGUUCAGGGGCUGGCUUAGUGACUUCGCCCCUCGCCCCCAAUGCAUUGUAGCAAACAGCCCAGCUGGAUUUUCUUUUGCAAGACAGCCUCAGACUGGACAUUCCGGGGGGAUUCCCUGCUGCUGCGUGCCAGGCAGUGUUUUAAAUGGCUAAGCAAUGCUAAGAGCAGCCUCAGGCCCCUCUGCCGAGCCUCCAUGUCUCCACUGCAGCCUGGUUUUUAAGCACCCCCCUUAAAGCUGUGCAGCGCUUCUGCCCUCUCUUCCCUGCCAGCUGGGCUUCUCGGAAAGGACUUUGCAAUGCUGAGAGUACCUAAGGGUGUGUCUUCGGCCCCAGAAAGGGGGAGCUGCUCCAUUGCCUGCCUUCCCCAGCAGCAGCAGCAAAAGAAAAUCAUGCCUGUGAUGAGCUCCGCAGACUUGGUGACUUCCAGCCUCAGCAGCCCUCAGAUGCACUCCAUCCCAGCCAGCUACUUCAUGCAGGUGUACCCUCAGACUGUGGCUGCUGCCCCUCCACCCAGGGGCAGCUGCCUCUACGCCACCCCUCAUGGACCUGAAAUCAAAGCCAUCCGAUCUGCCUCUGCAGGAAGGCUGCCGCAGGCCAAACGGAAGCUGGAUCUGGAGGGGACCGGCCAGCCGGGCCUCCCGGAGUUCCGGACGCCCAAGGGGAAGGGCAGGAUGGUCACUCGAAUCCCCAGCCCCAGAACCCCCAAGUCGCCCGGGGAGAAGACGCGCUACGACACCUCCCUGGGGCUGCUGACGAAGAAGUUCAUCCACCUGCUGAGCGAGUCGGAGGACGGGGUGCUGGACCUGAACCGGGCGGCCGAGGUGCUGGAGGUGCAGAAGCGCCGGAUCUACGACAUCACCAACGUGCUGGAGGGGAUCCAGCUCAUCCGGAAGAAAUCCAAGAACAACAUCCAGUGGAUGGGCACAGGGAUUUUCGAGGACACCUCUGUGACGGUGAAGCAGCAGUCCCUGCGCCAGGAGCUGGCCGAGUUGGCCAAGACCGAGCGGAAGGUGGAUGAGCUCAUCCAAGACUGCACCCUCCAGCUAAAGCACCUGACGGAGGACGAGACUAACCAGAGGUUAGCCUACGUCACCUACCAGGACAUCCGCGCCAUCGGCAACUUCCAGGAGCAGACGGUGAUCGCGGUCAAGGCCCCCCCAGAAACCAAGCUGGAGGUGCCGGACUUCAGUGAGCAGGAGAACGUGCAGCUCCACCUGAAGAGCACCAACGGCCCCAUCGAGGUGUACCUGUGCCCCGAGGAGAUCCUGGACGACAGCCCGGCCAAGGAGAGCAGCUUCCUCACGCCCUCCCUCCAGGACAGCAGCGAUGGCACCGACCCCUCUCCAGGCAAAGCCGCGCCCCUGAUGGAGGUGGAGGACGGGCUCCUGGACGUGCCCCAUCACCUGCUGCAGCAGACGGAGGACCAGCUGCCCUACGGUGACCCCGCCCCCUUCGUCAGCUUCUCCCCGCCCCUCGACCAGGACGACUACCUGUGGGGGCUGGAAGGGGGCGAGGGCGUGAGCGACCUCUUCGAGGCCUACGACCUUGGCGACCUGCUGAAGAACUGAGCCGGCGAGGGGCCCCCUCUCCCUCCCCGCCAUGGUGCUAACGUCUUUGCUGGAGGCCUGGGCUUUGACUUGAACCAGGGGCU